CCUGAGUUUGGGAUAAUGGAGAAUACGAUCAAAGAGUGUGAAGAGCCCGAGAUCAAAGGAGAAGACAAAUAUUGUGCAACUUCAUUAGAAUCGAUGAUUGAUUUCAGCACUUCAAUGCUCGGGAAAACCGCCCACGCAGUCUCCACGGAGGUACAAAAAGAAACUCCGUUGCAGAAGUAUAGUAUUUCAGGAGUGGAGACGAUAGCCGACGGCAAAGCUGUGGUGUGCCAUAAGCAGAACUACGAGUAUGCUGUAUUUUACUGCCACAAAACAGACACCACGAAAGCAUAUAUGGUGUCGAUGGCCGGUGCUGACGGCACACAAGCAAAAGCAGUGGCAGUGUGUCAUACUGAUACAUCGGCAUGGAAUCCGAAGCACUUGGCCUUUCUAGUGCUCAAGGUUAAACCGGGAACUGUUCCGAUAUGCCAUUUCCUUCCGGAGGAUCAUGUUGUCUGGUUUUCCAACUAGAUCU
Camellia sinensis is the source of this 472-nucleotide messenger RNA. The record is from RefSeq and is a predicted model, not a curated record. Lineage: Eukaryota; Viridiplantae; Streptophyta; Magnoliopsida; Ericales; Theaceae.